AUGGCCCAGAAAAGCAGCCCUGGAAAUAAAAAUGCUUGUCUAAAUCAAGCGACUAGACGUAUGCCAUUUGCUCAACGGCAAGACGAGCAAGAUACAGAAGACCAUAUCAAGCAAACUUCUAAACAAUCCGCUGCAGAAGACCAUGGAGUGCCCCUUGUCUCGAGACUCGAAUCUUUAUUUCAAAAGACCACGAGUCGCGGCGCGCUCGCCGCCGCUGCUAAACAAUCAGUGUUCGGAGUAGCGCUAGAAGACCCACAACUCUGUCUGGUUUACAGAAAGGACAUUCUCGUCAACAUGCUCAAGUUGGAGCGAGCGCCGUGCUAUAACAUUAAAGAAAACUUCAUUCCGCGUCUUCAGAGAGAAGUGACACCACGAAUGCGAACAAUUCUUCUCGACUGGCUUGUUUCGGUGCAAGUUAGAUUCAAACUGCUGCAAGAAACUUACCAGCUCUGCGUCGAUCUGAUUGACCGCUUCUUACAGACUGCAGUAGUCGUUAAAGAUAAGUUUCAGCUUCUCGGAGUCACUUGCAUGCACGUAGCGGCAAAAUUCGAAGAAAUCUAUCCACCAAAAAUCGAAGACUACGUCUACGUAACAGACAACACCUACUCAGCUCAGGAAAUACGAGAACAAGAGAUACUCAUCCUGAAGUCUUUACACUAUCGAAUUAGCCGACCACUGACAAUACAAUUUCUUCGUCAGCUAUCGGCCGAAGGCGAUGCGGACGUUGUUGAACACAACAUGGCAAAAUUCUUACUGGAUGUAUCAAUCAUGGACCACAUGGUGGCAUCUUGUUUGCCGUCGCAACGCGCUGCUGCUGCUCUACUGCUGGCUGUUCGCAUAUUGACAAAAGACGGUCGAGUGCAAUCCCUCCGUAUCGACAAAGCUCUUUCUCUCUUCUGCCUGGUACCCUCCAGGCCUCCAUCUACCGUUCGUAAACAAGUAGCAGCAUUGGCCGAGCAGUUCCUGUCGGUAUUAAGGUGGAUGCGAAAGUCGCGCUACAAAUCAGUAUUCGAGAAAUACUCCAACAGCAAAUGCUACUACGUAAGUGACUUCAAGGUCGUAACAGACGCAUAA
Corticium candelabrum is the source of this 1074-nucleotide messenger RNA. Its product is annotated as G2/mitotic-specific cyclin-B-like. Gene Ontology annotation, molecular function: cyclin-dependent protein serine/threonine kinase regulator activity. Gene Ontology annotation, cellular component: cytoplasm; cyclin-dependent protein kinase holoenzyme complex; nucleus. The coding region runs from base 1 to 1074 and encodes 357 amino acids. Gene Ontology annotation, biological process: mitotic cell cycle phase transition; regulation of cyclin-dependent protein serine/threonine kinase activity. Lineage: Eukaryota; Metazoa; Porifera; Homoscleromorpha; Homosclerophorida; Plakinidae. The record is from RefSeq and is a predicted model, not a curated record. The transcript has a single exon.